AUGACAAUGGAGUCAAGUGAUGCAGUGGAGAAAGUGCGGAUGACAAAUUUUCUUAUUCCUUUAGAGGAGGAGGGGCGAUUGCACGGCGAAUUCUUAUCUUGCUUGCAAUGCAAGUUUGACGAGGCGUACUCUCUGGCGUUGGAGCAGUUGAAGCAUCAACACUGGAACGACUGCGGCGAACCCACGAGCGAUCAGCUUGCCUACAGCCGUGAACGGCAGGUCAUUUACCAGGAAGAGAUUCGGCAGCUGCGGCAGAAGUUGGAGGCGGAGUUUCAGGAGGAGCGGCGACAGCAGCGGCGCUGUGCGUACCAGCGGUGGGCGCAGGUAUUGUCAGCGUGGCAGAGGGAAAAAAAAACGGAAUACCAGCGGGCAUUGGCGUAUUACUACGACCACUACGAAGGCGAGCGUCUCGCGCCACGCAUCUUCUCCAAGUGUGACGACGCACUGCGGACAAACCUUGGCUUGGAAGAGGAAGCCGCGAUGCGCUCACCUGCUGCAGCGAUGGUAAAGGAUCAGGUGGUGUGCCUUCGUGAUGUGUUGCGUCGGCUUAAACGAGAGGUGAAGAAGGCCAGCGAGCACGCGCAGUGUUGUUUACUGCAGCGUGAUGUGUAUGUUUCUGCUGCGAGAGCUCGUGUUCAACAGCAGUACCUUGGUAUCGUUGCAGAGCAGCAGAAGGAGCUCAAGAUGCUCCAGCAUUGGUCCAUGGAGAUGCGGAGGUUAGAGCUGGACGCCGAAGAACGCAUUGCCACGUGGGAAGAGCGGUGUCGCCGGCGUUCGGAGCGCAUUCAGUGUGAGAAGGGAGAGCAACUGUCCUUCUGUACAUGUAGCGGUGGAGUUGACGUUGCCAGGAAGGCUGAAACUGCAGCGGACGUUGGGAGUCCCAUUCGCUUUCGAAAGGGUCUAUUUGAUUUUUUGCUAUGA
This is a messenger RNA of Trypanosoma rangeli, 921 nucleotides long. RefSeq lists its product as uncharacterized. NCBI's taxonomy places the organism in Eukaryota, Euglenozoa, Kinetoplastea, Trypanosomatida, Trypanosomatidae. The coding region runs from base 1 to 921 and encodes 306 amino acids. The transcript has a single exon. The record is from RefSeq and is a predicted model, not a curated record.